Messenger RNA from Gilbertella persicaria, 2293 nucleotides. RefSeq names its product kinase-like domain-containing protein. The transcript has 5 exons. The coding region runs from base 178 to 1977 and encodes 599 amino acids. Gene Ontology annotation, molecular function: ATP binding; protein kinase activity. NCBI's taxonomy places the organism in Eukaryota, Fungi, Mucoromycota, Mucoromycetes, Mucorales, Choanephoraceae. The record is from RefSeq and is a predicted model, not a curated record. Gene Ontology annotation, biological process: protein phosphorylation.
AAAAAAUGGACUCAUGUUCAAAAUUAAUAGCAAGAUAAUAUUGGACAAUUUCUACGUGUAGCAGAAUCAGUAAGUAUGUUUGGCAUGUCUUAUUCAUGUCUUUUCUCAUGUAUAUGUUAGCUUCAUAUACCCCAAUCAGAUUUAUUUCAGACGGUAGACCUUUUAGAAGGAAAACGAAUGCAGAGUGUCAUUUCUUGUCUUUUAGCUAUUAAAAGAAUCAUGAGUGAAAGAAAGGUGAUACCCACCAAGCAAACAACGAAAUUUCCUACUACAGGCAGGAAGAAAAGUAGCAAGAACCUAUUACUGCUUGCAUCAGCAUACCCCACGUUAACACAUGCUACAACAUGCAAUUUACUACAAAAAAGCGGUCGCACAAGUCCAAGCAGCAUCAAACAAACCUCAGAAAAAAAGAGUCCUGUGCAUCAAUACAUGUCUUCUGCUACAAAAAACCAGGCCAACAGAACAUCUGUGUUUGACUGGCCAAAGAAACCCAUCGAUGCUCGCUCAGAGCAAAAAAAGCAACAAACAAAUGGUGGAUAUGUUAAAUUGCAAGUACAAAUGAUCACCACUAACAAUCUCACUAUGGCUUCUGAGCCAAAGGCAAAAGCCAGACGAUCUUCUUCUUCUGAAAAUAGUCUCAAGUCUGAAGAAAGAUUGUGCGUUGAGAAACCUGUUCCAUUAAAAGCAGAGAGUGCAAGAGAAACAAGAAAAUCAUUAGCACCGCCUAUACCUAAACCUUCCAAAUCGACACCUCUUGUGGCAGCCACGAAUGUCACUGUCACUACAACAAAAGGCUGUUGUGAUCAAAAGGCUGCGGCAGAGAACAACCUUCAAUACUAUAACAAUAUCGAAUCAGCAAAUCGAAAGACGUCAUUAAAAAAGAUGGGAUCUUGUGCCAUCACAGUAGAAAGUGAUGAUGGCGCUACAGCUGUUUAUGCACUUGGAAGAAGUAUUGGCAAAGGACAAUUUGGCGAGGUGUUUGGCGGUCUAAAUAUGGAUACAGGAGAAUAUGUUGCUAUCAAAAGAAUUAAAAGAAAUCAAAUGGAUUGUGAUGAUAUGAACGAGGUAGGCGUACUACAGCAUUUAAACAAUGAACACAUUGUGCGUUAUAAAGGGUUUGCAAAAGACAAGGAGUUUCUAAACAUCAUUCUAGAAUAUGUUGAGAUGGGCUCACUUCAUAACAACAUUAAAGCAUUUGGAAAGUUUCCUGAGAAAUUAGCAGCUUCCUAUACGUACAAAAUUCUUUCUGGCUUACACUAUUUGCAUUCAAAAGAUGUCAUUCACUGCGAUUUAAAAGCUGCCAAUAUCUUGACGACCAAGACAGGCGGCUUGAAAUUAACUGAUUUCGGUGUUUCUCUUAGUCUCAAGAUGAAAGACGACGAAACCACAGGUGAGCCAGCAGGCACACCCAAUUGGAUGGCACCAGAAGUCAUCAAAUUCGCAGGUGCCUCUGCAAAAUCAGAUAUUUGGUCAUUAGGCUGCACCAUUGUAGAGAUGCUGACUGGUAAACCGCCUUAUGCAAACAUGCCUUCUUUUGCUGCUUUGUAUCGUAUUGUAGAAGACGAUGAGCCACCUAUUCCAAAGAAUCUCAAGUUAUCAGAGGAAGCGAUGGACUUUCUCAAGAGCUGUUUUAAAAAGAAUCCUGAAGAUAGACCGUCUGCAUUGGAACUCAUGAAGUCAAAGUGGAUGGAACCUUAUUUUAGACAAGACAAAACACUCUUAUUAUCACCACCUCCUAGUCCUGACUACACUACCAAGCGAAGCAAGAGUGAGGAAGCUGAUAUUGAUAGAAAGCAUCAAUUCAUUGAUUACCAAACACACAAAACGGGUGAAGAAUGCUCUGGAUGUUUCUCUCUCAUGAAAAGUGUAUGGGCUAAGUAUUGUCAAGGUAAAAUUAAGUUACACAACGAUAGUAGUAUUCAAUUUUCAAAACAGGUUGCCAACUCAAGUGUCAUUCUCAAUGUGUUCAAAAGAUAGCUUAUUGUAAUAGACAGCAUAAAACUUUUGAAAAGCGAUUUACACCAUUGGCUCCUUUGAACAGUAGCCAUAUCAACGAUAAAAAGAUCUAUUUACCUGUUAUUCAACCUCAGUCGACGACUCAUCAUCGCCAUUACCAUCAUUAUAAAUCAGAAGGAUAUUCUCAGUCAAAAGCAGGUAAUCAAAGAAACAGAAUUUCUUCUAUCAUGACAUAAAAUCGAACAAAGCAAAAUGAUAACUUGUAUAUACACACAUUCUAUAUAACUAUACCUCUUAUAAAUAUCCUGAUAAGCUUGAUUGUUUAUAGAGCAAUAAA